Molecule: messenger RNA, 2141 nt
Organism: Brassica oleracea var. oleracea
Lineage: Eukaryota; Viridiplantae; Streptophyta; Magnoliopsida; Brassicales; Brassicaceae
Product: transcription factor bHLH74-like
Exons: 8
Coding region: 824-1879 (351 amino acids)
Biological process (GO): regulation of DNA-templated transcription
Cellular component (GO): nucleus
Molecular function (GO): protein dimerization activity; DNA-binding transcription factor activity
Source: RefSeq, a predicted model, not a curated record
UAGGUCUUUUAUUGUCUCUAAACACAAUUAUCACAACUGUUUUAUUUGAUUCUAUAAAAAGGUUGGAACUUGAUGCUUGCUUUGGUUCUCUUUAGUUACUUUAAAUUCUUCAUUCUUCCCAAUUCAAGCAAAAACAGCAUUUGAUACCUCUUUCACUUUGAGUGUACUAUCUCUCUUCCCUUAUCUACCUGGUUUGGUUUACUGUAACAUGUAAAACUCCCACCGAACAAUUUGAUUCUUGUUUUGUACUCUUUCCGAAGGGAACCACAAUCUUGGAGUAUCUCAAAACAGGGUUUGUCCCUCAGUCUUCCUUCAAUUUAUUAAUUCCCCAAAUCAUUGCUUCUCUGAUCCUACCAACUUGAUCAUAUCCAAUGAGGCUGUGUCAGUUUCCUUCAUUUUAAAUUCAAAUUCAAAGUUCUCUGAUCUCACAAGCUUUGCAUUCAUCUGAGUUUUUGUCUUUCAAAGGUCAAGUCUUUCUUUCCUCUCUCUCUCUCUCUCUCUUGAAGCUUGAAGAGAUUGGUUAUGAGAUGAGACAGUGACUUUGCUCUCUUUCACACUCUUAAAAGCGAAUCUCCUUUUUUUUUUUUUUUACUUUUUUCUUCCCUUUGUUAAGCUCCUGUGAGCUGUAACUUAGCUAAAUCCAUUGCUCAUUACCACUUUAUGCUCUGAAAGAAAGUUCUCAGCUUUCUUUUGUCUAUUGUUGUUCUCUUUAGUUACUUUCUUCGUUUGACUUGUGUACGAAUAAGCAUUUAUCCUAAGAGAGUUAUCUUUCCUUAACUUGCAAAGAAGCAAACUUUGUUUAGAGGGUUUGAAUCAAGAGGAAAUGGGUGGAGAGAGCAAUGAAGGUGAGAUGGGGUUAAACCAUGGAGAUGAUCAAAGUGGGAUCUCAAGAGUUGGAAUGCCUUUGUAUGCAAAGUCAGAUCCUUUCUUCUCUUCUACAGAUUGGGAUCCAGCUGUCAAUGUUGGUGGCUUCUCUAGCUCUCACUAUCCCUCAUUGGCUAUGGACAACCCAGGGAUGAGUUGCUUCCCUCAUUACCACCAAACCGGUUCUGGUUCUGGCUAUCCUGACAUGCCUGCUAGUCUUCUUCCUUUUGGUGAUUGUGGAGGUGGUGGUGGUCAUUUUCUUGGUUCAGACAAGAAAGGGGAAAGUGUUGGAAGAUUGGUCAUAGCUGGAGAUGGUCACCAGGUUUCAGAUGAUGUUGUUCUUGGUGGUUCCUCAAACAGAAAAAGAAGGCAACCAGAAGCCGAAUCACAAUGGAACAAGAAAGCUGUGGAGGAAUUUCAAGAAGACCCUCAGAGCCAGAAGAAACAGAAAAAUGAUCAGAGUAAAGAGAAGAUGAACAAAGAGAGCUCACAGAGUGAUGAAGCACCUAAAGAAAACUACAUUCAUAUGAGGGCAAGAAGAGGUCAAGCCACUAAUAGUCACAGUCUUGCAGAAAGGGUUAGAAGAGAAAAGAUCAGUGAAAGGAUGAGACUGCUUCAAGAGCUUGUUCCUGGAUGUAACAAGAUCACUGGGAAAGCGGUUAUGCUUGAUGAAAUCAUCAACUAUGUUCAGUCUUUACAACAGCAGGUUGAGUUUUUGUCUAUGAAACUCUCGACGGUGAAUCCAGAACUCAACAUUGAUAUAGACAGGCUUCUUGCUAAAGAUCUUCUGCAGUCAAGAGACAGGAACACUCCUACGCUCGGUCUCAAUCCUUUCGCCCGUUUUCAAGGGACGAUACCGAACAUUUCUACCACCACAGCUCCACAAUACAACUCAUUACCUCAGACAACACUAGAGAGUGAACUACAAAGCCUCUACCAAAUGGGGUUCGUCUCAAAUCCAUCUACUAUGUCUAGUUUCUCACCUAAUAAUGGUCCAUUGAAACCAGAGUUCUAGUACUUUCAAGGAUGAGUUCAAAGGAAAAUUUGAAGAGAGAAAGAGUUUGUAUAGAAGAAAGGCUUUUGGCCUUAAGUAUCAUAUCUGUUCUUCCAUGUUAUUAUUCUUUCUUAAAAAAAAAACAAGAAUGAUUUGGAUUCUCAGUUGUUUUUUUUUUCUUUCUCAACCAAGAAUGCAUUUAUUAAAAUAUGGAAUCAGAAUACAUUGUUUUUACAUUAUCCAAGUGAAUAUUGACAAUAUAUUAAUAUUUUAUUUUAUUAUA